Messenger RNA from Cryptotermes secundus, 1190 nucleotides. RefSeq names its product small ubiquitin-related modifier. Gene Ontology annotation, cellular component: PML body; nucleus. The coding region runs from base 63 to 356 and encodes 97 amino acids. Gene Ontology annotation, biological process: protein sumoylation. The record is from RefSeq and is a predicted model, not a curated record. The transcript has 4 exons. Lineage: Eukaryota; Metazoa; Arthropoda; Insecta; Blattodea; Kalotermitidae. Gene Ontology annotation, molecular function: protein tag activity; ubiquitin-like protein ligase binding.
AUUUUGACAAAGCUUGGCGCCAUAUUGGGUAGUUGUGCAGCUUGUGGCGUGUGGUGUGAAAAAUGUCUGAUAAUCAGGAACAGAAGCCUGACGCCGGUCCAGGGGACACAAAUUCAGAAUACAUCAAGUUGAAGGUAGUUGGAAAUGAUUCAAACGAAAUCCACUUCAGAGUUAAGAUGACCACCCAGAUGGGGAAACUGAAAAAGUCAUACAGUGAACGUGUGGGCGUUCCUGUCACGUCACUUAGGUUUUUAUUUGAUGGGCGACGAAUAAAUGAUGAUGAAACACCUAAACAGCUGGAGAUGGAGAAUGAUGAUGUAAUUGAGGUGUACCAAGAGCAGACAGGAGGCUUUUGAAUGAUGUUGCAUAAAAUGAAAGUGGAAAUGUAUUUGGGCCUGAAACACAAUGGGGCCGAUUUUAUAUUUGGCAGGUUUAAAACAUCAGAGAGACUAUGCUAGACACUGUGGACUUGCCCCCCCCCCAAGUUUGAACCAGUGCCAGUCAAGCGUCGCUGUUCACAUUCCUUGUCAUUUAACUGUGUACAUUUUUUUUCUCAUCAUGGAAGUAUGGUAUAUGGAUUGUCAAGUAUUCUCUGCGACACAAAAUCACACAUUUUCUUGGAAGUUAAUAUAGAAGAAAAUGCAAGUUACAAUACCCCAAUACUUGGAAAUAUAACUUGUUUUUGUUGAAAAAUUACGGAAAUAUCAGCCUCAGACAUGCUUCAGAUUCUUUGUCCUUAGUUUCACACUAUGCAGUCUUUGUGGAAAAUAUGUGAUUUUUUUUAUGUUAAUUUCUGUUCUGUGUUUUAAUCAUCUGGUACACCUGGGGGGGGAAGAGGAUAUCAUAACUGUAAUUUACCAAAUAGACACUUAUAUUUAGUUAAGAAAGUUUUGUGAGUUUCAAAGAAAGGAGUUCUCAUUUCAAAAACCAGUGGACGUUAGAUUUAAGUGGUACUUAUAUAAGCUUGCAACUGUAGGCAGCUUGCAUUCAGUGGCAGGCUCGCAUCACUGAAAAAAAUAUUUGGUUCUCUCUGCCAAAAGAUUCAGCAUGUUUUUUUUUUCAGUUAGUACUAUUCUGUUUUAAAUAAAACAUGUUUAACCUUCAUAAUGUACACUUCUUUAAUAGGUAGAUCUGAGGAUAGGAAUUGUUUGUAAUGUGACAUUUUGUAUUAAAACAAUUUAAGUUCAUGA